Peronospora matthiolae is the source of this 171-nucleotide messenger RNA. The record is from the annotation of a GenBank genome assembly. Lineage: Eukaryota; Oomycota; Peronosporomycetes; Peronosporales; Peronosporaceae.
AUGGAUGCCGAGGUCGAUGCGAUCGAUGUCGAUGAUGACGAUGACGACGAUGCUGGCAUAUUCAGCAUCGCCAAUGACCGCCAAAGUGAGGACGAUGAUACCCUCACUGGUGAAGACAAAGUUCUUUCAGCAGUGCACACGAAGCGCACUGCUGUUGACAAGGAUGAAUAA